Molecule: messenger RNA, 2948 nt
Organism: Leptinotarsa decemlineata (Colorado potato beetle)
Lineage: Eukaryota; Metazoa; Arthropoda; Insecta; Coleoptera; Chrysomelidae
Product: terminal uridylyltransferase Tailor
Molecular function (GO): RNA uridylyltransferase activity
Source: RefSeq, a predicted model, not a curated record
UUUUUCAUUUGGCUGACUAGCGAGUAGAAGAGUAGUUGUUUAUUAUUUUGAUUAAUGUUUAUCUGAAUUUUUUCGAGAAAACUUCAAAAUGGAAGAGCAUUCUAGACAAUCAUGCCCAACAAUAGAUAUUUUAGAAAAGGGUCUGUAUUUUAAUUCAAAUUCAAACACAGAAGUGAAAGAAAAAAUAGCUGAAUUUUCCAACUUUCUGAAUAGUGUAGGUCGCAUUUCUUUAAUAAAUGCUGAUGAGGAAAUCACUCAUGAAUUCGUAUUUCUACUAUUAACUUUGAAGAAAAAUAUCAAGCAAACACUGUCUGAGCUUGGGAAAUCACGCAAGAGACAAGUUGUUUUUUGUGAGUGUAGUGAAUGUAACCAAGAAAUACCCAUUGAAUUUGGGAGCGAUAUCUGGUCUACGUUACAAAAUCACGAACACUUUGAGGAGCGUUUUCACAAAUUUUUAAGUGGAAGUCUUGAAUCAGUACCUCUUGGAGUAGAAACGAAUAGAAACGUUGAAGCGGUUCCUAGCACGAGCAACGCUUGCGAUGAUGUUAAGAUUAAUGACAAAACAGACAGCAAGAUUGACCAGUGUGAAGUAUUAGAUGAAGAGGACGUGUCCAUUCAAAAUGUAACCGUUUCUUCUGAAGAAGAUGACUAUGGAACAAAUGAUUUCACAUUCAGUUUCAAACCACCAUAUGACCCAGAAGUUGAAAUGAAAUUAUAUCCUGACUCUAUAAUGAAAGCCGUUCGAAGAUUAGAUAAAGUUCCAGGAUAUAGUAUUCAAAGGUCAGGCCCGAGUAGAGGUGUUUGUCUCAUAUGUUGCUGCGAUUUGAUGACGCGAAGUAGAUUUUCAAAAACUGCUAUACUAGAUCACGUUAUGGGUCAGAGGCACAUGAAGUUUUCCGCGACUCCUGAAUGCUUGAGAAUUCUGGAGGCUUACCACGAGGCUUUCACAAAUCACGAUCCCCCCUCUCAGGCACACCAAGUAUACUUUAGACCAGAUACAAGUCACAGGGUUAUGUGCAUUUUGUGCAAUAAGUCUAUCCUAUGUAGCAUGGUUACCGAUCAUCUUCUUACCAACAAACAUAGAUUGCAAGUUGUAGAUUUAUAUAAGAAGAACUUAAAUAUAUGUUAUCUUACUAACCUGCAAGUGCAGGUAUAUGGAAUUGUAGAGGAGCCAGAUACUAGAAAACAGGAAGUUACAGCAAGUGCAUUGGUCAAUGGAAAAGCCACUGAGAAACCAAAAAAAAAUUCUGAUGAGAAACAUGGUGCUCGUAAAAAGGAGAAAAAAGACACUGUCCAAAGUCCUUCAUCUGAUAAUAAGGAAUCCCAACAUCUUAUUGUGAAAUCUGUUGAAAACCAAAAGAGCAAAAAUGUGGCUGAUUGGAUUCCGCACCGAUACAGAGAGCAUCUCCAGUUUUUCAAAGAAAACGGAAAUAUCCUGAGCUGCCAACCUUGCAAGGUGAACCUGGCGAAAGAUUCGGAAAUGUUGAAAAAACACAUCAGAUUGAGCAGUCAUCAAGGAUUGUCAAAGCUUUUGGUUCGGUAUACGUUCUAUUGUGAAAUUUGCAAUGUUAAAUUUACUGACGAAGUUGCUUGGAAUAAACACUUCACAGAAGGUCCUAACAGGCAUGUCCUCAUGGCAGAAAGUCGUAAAAGUAAGGUAACGGAAUAUGAAUGCACAAAGUGUCUUAUGGUCAUAUUUGGCGAUGAACUUUCCUUGGCACGGCAUAUUUCAGACAGAUCAAGAAAAGACAAGAAGAAUGAAAAGAAAGAACCACAGCUCCCUGAACAAGUCAAGAGAAUGUUCAAGUCAGUGGAAAAUAUUGAGGCUGAAAGUAUGAAGCUACUUGAUGAAGCUAAUAACAGUUUGAAUGGCAAACAGUUGACACAGGAAUGUUGUACCAGUCUGGAAAAGGCCCUCAGUUCAGUUUUUCCGGGGUGUCAUGUUCAUCCUUUUGGUUCUAGAAUUUCAGGCUUGGGAAAUGAGCACAGCGAUCUGGAUGUAUUUGUUGACACAGGCGACAUGUUCUUGGGUGACAAGAACCAAGACCCAUUGGCACAAGUACAGCUUGUCAGGAAAGCUGCGGCCGCUUUGACCAAGCUGAGGGAGGAAUUUCAAGAGGUGUGCCAAGUUCCAACGGCUCGAACACCGAUUGUCAAACUGUAUCAUAGGAAAGCUAGGAUAGAGUGUGAUCUGUCUUUCCGGCACGGAUUGAGUGUUGAAAAUACGAAAUUUAUCAGGUUUUGCAUAGACAUUCAACCAAUUACGCAACCGUUCAUUUUGAUGUUGAAAAAGUGGUCAUUCUACAAUAACCUACAAGAGCACAUAACGACAUAUGCUCUAGCUCUCUUGGCUAUAUUCUACCUUCAAAUCAACAAUUAUCUACUCUCCGUCAAGAAAAUCAAAGAAUUGAAUCCUGCUGAAGCUCAAACCAUUAAUGGGUGGGAAACUAUCAACUACAAAAUGCCGGUACAUCAAAUUAAAAAUCACGUUUCACGUUAUGAGCAUUCUAUUUCCAGACUUCUCAAAGAUUUUUUCGACUAUUACUCCAAAUUUGAUUAUGAAAAGCAGGUCGUUUGCCCUCUGCUAGGAUAUACCAUCAACAAGAAUCUGUUUGAAGGCAAAGGCGAAAGACUUCCACCUGUGAUGCACACCUACGUUCAGCAGCUGAGUAGCAAGGAGCCUGAACAGUUCCGUAUAAAUUCCUUGUUCUGUGUUCAAGAUCCCUUCGAUCUCAGUCACAACCUAACAAAGGCCUGCCAGCAGGGAAUUGUAGCUAAAUUUAAGAAUAUGUGUGGUUUAUCUUGGAGGCAUCUUAGUUCCCUGACGUGAUUUGUUUAAAUUUUCCCAAUAUUUUAUUACUUCAUGUUUGUGACAGAUUGCUCUUUUAUUUUUAUUAAUGCAGUGAUGACUUUGGUGUCUUGAUACGUUAUUAUAAAUUUUAACAUUU